Nannizzia gypsea CBS 118893 is the source of this 5184-nucleotide messenger RNA. RefSeq lists its product as hypothetical. The record is from RefSeq and is a predicted model, not a curated record. The transcript is spliced from 2 exons. NCBI's taxonomy places the organism in Eukaryota, Fungi, Ascomycota, Eurotiomycetes, Onygenales, Arthrodermataceae. The coding region runs from base 1 to 5184 and encodes 1727 amino acids. Gene Ontology annotation, molecular function: protein binding.
AUGGCAGAACCGUGGCUAGACGGCCUCGAUGACGACUGGGAAUCGCAGCAGGUUGUCUCUGCGACCAACUCGCCAGACCUUCCGGGCGACAGCGACGACGCCGACGCCGACACCUCGCCCACUCCCUCUCCACGGCCUUAUCGCGACAGCUCCAGCGCCAGCAACGAACCCCACAGCCACCACUGCUUGGGGCAGACCUCGACGGUAAACAGGAUGAGCGAUGGCCAUGGGACGAUGCAGAUCAAAGCACGGAGCGAGGGAGUCAGCAAUACCACGCCGGAGUGGAAAAGGAGAAUCAUCAGAGGCGAGCGCGCUCUCGGCGAGGCAGGCGACCUUUUCGGCCCAAUGGGGUUGGAGACCGUCUUCAGGCCGCCAUCGUUCUCAGAAUCCCAGUUCCAGUCCCAUAUCUCGGUCCCUGUGGCUGCUGAUGCGGCCGCUCGCCAGGACGGCUUGUCUUCACGCGAACCGUUCCACAGCCAGAGAGCAAAUGGCACCCAGAAGAGCCAACGGAGCCAACGGAGCCUAUGGAGUCAACGGAGCCAGCGAAGCCAGAGAAGUCGCGGAGGACUUUUUCGCGAUUCCCAUGGAGGAAACGACACCUCGUGGAUGGAACAUAUGUCGGAGGUCAUGAUAGGAGGCGAUGGGAGGCCCUACACCGCGCAAAAGAACCAGCUCGAAAGCAUCGAACCCCUGCGAGAACACCUCUCUUCCCUGAGCAUUGAAUUCAACUCGAGGCUUAGCUCUAGCAGCCAUGCCAGUGCUAGUAUAAUACGCGACAACGGGGCCAGCUGUAUCUCGUUACCGAAACGUAACCAGUCGAGCCGGAGUCCGACACGAUUGGAGAACAUGCCUACGUUCAGUGACAGCCUCCUACAGGAUGACAACUUCGAGGCCGACGCCGAUAAUCUUACUUCAAUAUCACUACCAGAGGGCCUAUCCAUGGGUACACAGGAUUGCACGUCACCGGCCAGCAUCGUGGAUGCUUCACGUCAAGCAGCACAUUCGGACAGCGGCUCCUUUCGCAGACGGACACCAUCAUCGCGUCCACCACACACUCAAGACUCAAUUCUAGAGGAAGACUCGAUAUCUCCUGUACCCCAGACGCCGCAAACGCCGCCGUCGAUACGCCUUUACUCUCCCCAAGACGUGGAACUGCCAGCGGAGGAUAGCUCAAAGCCCAGGCCCUCGUCUUCAGGGAGCCCUCUAAAGCUGUUUGGAAACCAUGAUACCUACACGAGCAACAAGCUCCUGCGUCGGAUAAGUCAGUUUGAGGCUGCCAAUACCUUAGAUAUAGAUGAACCUAGCCAUCUCGAUGCAGAACGCGAAGAUAUUGCCUCAGAUGAGAUACCUAAGGUAUCCUCCAGGACCAAUAUUUCCAGAUCAAACCAUAUUACAAACGCGGGAAUGGAGAAUAGACAGCCUCGAAAUGCGCUUCAAGUCCCCAGCCCUUCACAGGACAAAGAAAAUAGCAUUCCACACCAUAUAUACGAGAGACAGCUAUUCCCCCUGUCCAAAACGGAAGCUAAACGCAGCCUGAAACGGUCGUCGAAAAUCACGGUCUCAAAAAGAAGGAGAACACUACAGGUUCUCCCAGAUCAAGAUCAGGUUUGGGACGAGUCGAUACUUGAUUCUACUGGACCUUUCUCAAAUCAUUCUCUCACUGAAGGUAUGGACGGAGGUCAACAACGCCUGCCUUCUUAUUCAAGGCCAACUGCGCCGACGCCAACUAGUUUCCGACCUAUCACGGUGAACGGACAAUCCCUGUUUGCCGGCACUGACAAGCAGGAAACAGCCGCAUGUCCCAAUGCCAGUUUUGUAUUCCACAUCGAACAUCCCAGGAAGGGCUCGAUUACUACCCAGGAGUAUUAUAAUGAAGCAUCAAAAGUGAUGGACCAUAUCAGGGCUCAAGGAGGACCGAUAAGCGGCUCCACCCGACGGAAUGAGGGUUAUCAAACCAUCUAUGAGGAUGAUUCCGCUUUAUACAGCGAUGAAUCCAGCGAAGAGCAAUUCUCGCGACCUCCCAGCCGCGACGGUGUUGAUUUGCGGAAGCAGAGGGAAAUGCCUCCGCCAAACCCUAGGAUUAUUAGCCACUUGAAGAAAUUUGAGGAGAAAGACGAAUUCGACGUCGGGAUGGGUGCCUCUGUGGGAACAUUGAAGUUCAGGCAACAACAUGGUCUGCUACACCCAAAUCAGCCAUCCCAUCGAGAUACUGGAUGCUUUGAUGACACAGUGGAAAGCAGCCCUGAGCACAUCCAGAUAAGUCCCAACAGCCGGCAUGAUGGGCAACAGAGUGAACUAGUACUUCGGUCAGAGGAAUCUAUAAAGAGCCAAAAAUCAGCAGCAAGCCUUCCGACUGGGUUUUCCCAGGGCUCUGCCAAUAGCUCUGGUGCAAAGGGGAUCAUAUCUUCGGAUCGAGUCUCCCAUUUAAUACCAGAAAACAUUGGGAAAAUGAUAUUUGAUCGGAAUACCCAAUGUUGGGUAAAGAAUAGAACUAGGUCUGACCAAGAUACCCAUAAUCGCUCCCAAACUGCCAGUGAGGAUGAUCCCUUCAAGGAUAUAUCUGACCUCAGCGUCGACGAGCUAAAGGAACUAGCCGUCGCCCGCGGCCUCAUACCAGCAGGGGAUGCAUAUGACUCUGAACCUGCGCCGCCAUCACCUGAAGAACCUCUCCCCCCAGAGCCUGAGAAGAAGGCACCUUUUCAAGCCGAGCACAAUACCCGCCCACAGACCCGAGAGAGCGUCCAGAAUCCGAUGUCUGAGUCUAGUUCGGUACAAUCUAAAUACACGCGAUUCACCGUUAGUGUGCCCAAGCCAGGCACUAGAGCUACUUCCUGGGGAUCGGAGGAGUUCCAAAACCACAAAGUGAACCUUGAAAAGCCCCAAGUUCUGGAACAAGAAAACCAGGAUGAUCAGCAACCAGAGGCCUAUAGUGGCCCAUUACAGGAGCCAAACAACCGGGCACGAUCCAGCACUAUCGCUUUUUCCUCUCCAUUGGUUUCUGGAGUUGCAUACCAGGGCGAAGACGAAUUAUGUUCUGAACAUACUCAAGAAGCCCAUGAGUGGAUAUCAGAUGCCGCAGUUCCAAGUCCGUUGGGUAAUACCCCACCGCAUGAUAUUCCAUUGCCGGAGCAAGACUGUUUUGAACUAUCAUGCAUCCAGGAAGGCACAGAAGAAUCAAUUGAUAGACAAGGCGAAGAACAGAAUAAUGAUCUGUCUGUUAUUCCGUCAGUAGCAGACAUUGAGCAGUCAGUCAUGAUUGCUCCGCCGAACCCGGAAUCGAGCCAUUACAGCUUUCACAUGAGCCCCCUGUCGGAGUUCACGGUCAAUCAGGCUGAUGAGUCCAUGAGAGGCGAGGCCAGCUACGUUGCUAAACGAGCAAAUCCACGGGCUCUACGACAGCUACAUGGGAAAUUAGCACUGGCCGCCGAGAAUAUCGUGCAGCACAUAACUGAUGCUGAGCCAUACGAGGCAUACUGGGAACAAAUGCGUCGGUUAGUCUUGAGAGGAAAGAGGCUCUUGACCCUUCAUCAGCUAGAUAAGUAUUGUCCUCAGCUCCAGGAGUUGGAUGUUGGGGAGAACAAGCUCAGCCACCUAAAUGGCGUCCCGACAACAGUCCGAAGCCUCGACUCACCACACAAUUGCCUCUCUGGUCUGACUUCAUGGGGCCAUCUAUCAAACCUUCAAUAUCUCGAUAUAUCCGGCAACGGCUUGGACAACCUUGAUGGACUCUCUAAGCUAUAUCACCUGCGGAGUUUGAAUGCGAGCCAUAAUAAGCUCACCUGUAUCAAGGGAAUCUUUGGGCUAGACGGCCUAUUAAAGCUUAAAGUCUCAAAUAAUCAAUUGACAUCUGUAGAUUUUAAGCAUGCUGACCUUACCCGAUUGAGUAAACUGGACCUGAGUGGUAAUGACAUCCAUACCAUACAGAACAUUGAUGUCCUACAUGGGAUCGAGACUAUCGAUCUUCGGAAGAACCAGAUGCAAGAGUUCGCGGUACGCCGGUCUCUUCGGCGUUUAGAUAUUCUCAAGCUGUCAGGGAACCAGCUCAGCCACCUUGAUUUGUCGUCAUUCCCAUCAUUGCGUGUGCUAUAUGUUGACUGCAACCACCUCAGCACAAUAGAGAAGCUAGAGGAUUGUCGAUUCCUCGAUACACUCUCUAUGCGGGAGCAAAGUAUAUCCUCCAAAGACCCUAGCAACUCGACUUGUUAUGCUGAACCCAUGACAGUAGCCCUCAAGCUGGGCAGCCUGUCUUCAAUCCGCAAAUUAUUCCUUUCAUCAAACUUCCUCUCAGAGGCCAUGCUCAAACCAGAUACUCCUAUUCUAAGCUUGCAACUCCUAGACCUAGCCUCAUGCACGCUUGAGGCUUUGCCUGAACAGUUUGGGGAAACAUUCUCUAAUUUGAAGACACUCAAUCUCAACUUCAAUGCCUUGUCGGAUAUUAAUAGUCUACGCGGCAUAAAACGAUUGAAUCGGCUAUCUUUGGUAGGCAACCGUAUCGCACGAUUACGACGGCUGUGCAAGGUCCUAGGGGAAAUUGGUGGAGCAUACGGCUCCUUGACCAGACUCGACUUGCGAGGUAACCCGUUAACCGUUGGAUUUUACCCACCACCAAUAUCGGGCAGUGGGAAGCAGCAGCAAAAAUACACAGGACAAAACGCCCAGCGAGGUCUUAUCAAACACAAGGCUGACGACGACUUCCUUGACCGGUCUCUUCCAUACAUCGGAGGAGGGAAGGACAUUGCCCGACACCCUUCAUACCACUCUAACAACUACAUCGACUAUCCUCCCUUGGCCGCUCAUGAUGAACAAAACGAAGCUGAAAACAAUGAAAAGGAAGUAGAUGACCCCUAUACCGUCCCCGUCGCGGAUCCAUUCGCAGAUGCGAAGUACCAGGCACACCUCGAUGAGCCUACUCGGCUAAGGCGACGGGUGAUAGAACUGAUGAUCCAAAAUGCUACGUCAGGACGACUAACGUAUCUCGACGGUCUGCUACAGAGCAGUUCGCCAGAUGACAAUGAAAUUAAUGAUGAUGAUGGCAGCGGACAUGUCGGUCCUGGAGAUGCGCAUGUUCAUGCCCACGAAGGCGCAGUCAGGGUGAAAAAGGACUGGGUAUGGAAUCGACUGGAGCAGCUGGGCGUACUGAGGAAGAAGGAAAAGGCAACGGAGAAAGGCAACGGGAGAGGAUAA